Oryzias melastigma (Indian medaka) is the source of this 4040-nucleotide messenger RNA. It is a transcript of the gene adgrl4, whose product is annotated as adhesion G protein-coupled receptor L4. Gene Ontology annotation, molecular function: G protein-coupled receptor activity; calcium ion binding. Lineage: Eukaryota; Metazoa; Chordata; Actinopteri; Beloniformes; Adrianichthyidae. The transcript is spliced from 16 exons. Gene Ontology annotation, cellular component: membrane. Gene Ontology annotation, biological process: adenylate cyclase-activating G protein-coupled receptor signaling pathway; cell surface receptor signaling pathway. The record is from RefSeq and is a predicted model, not a curated record. The coding region runs from base 1082 to 3322 and encodes 746 amino acids.
GCAGUUAAAUGUCACAUUAAAACAGCAAUUUGAAAUGUUGAUGGGCAAAAGCAAAACUGUAAAUGUCUGCUUUUGAAAUGAGAAACAGAGGCUUUCAGGGAGAAGGAAAAAACUUUGUUUUGUCUGGGUCAGAAGCCCACCAACGCUAGAUAACAACCAGUCCCGCUCAUUUUCCUCCCGGAGAACGGGGUCAUUAGUCCAUGACAGAUGUCAAAGAAUCUGAAGCAGAAAGUGUUGCUUUAUCACUUAUCUUCAAAGGCACACUCCGAAUGUGACUCCAGCACAAAAGCCCCUCAAAACUCUGUUUAUAUUCCCAUUUUAUACAAUAGCAGAAUUACUCUGGCCGCGCUCAUUGAAAGAAAGUGUUUUAAGGCAACAUAUAAAGAAAUGUGAACAAUAGCAAACAGAGGAGCACUUUUUAAUAACUUUAUGGAGGGAAAAUUGUAUCUUCAAUAGAUCAGGUUUUUUUAGGAAAUGUGUGAAAGACCAAAAGAAAAUGUGUUAUGAACAAAUCUUUGAAUACAAAUGAAAAUCCGGCCACUUAUAAGAGUAGACUUGCCGCAAUCAAUAUUUUCUUUGAGGUGUAAAUUUUAUUAUUUUUUUCAUUAACCCAACAACAAUAGUUGUAAAGAAUUCACACAAAUCUGGCGAGUUAAUUCCACUGGUCAGAAGAAGACAACUAGCUCGCCGUAUUGUGUGUUUGUGUGGCGUUCUUUGCGGAAGGGAGGAGUUGUCCUUCAGUGAACUCCGUCUGUGUUGUUGUGGUCUCUGUUUACUUAGCCGUUUUUAUGCGUUCUAGCGAGAACAAUACCCCAGAGCGGAGUAACGCAUCAGAGGUCACCACGAAAAAGUGAUGGACCGCUUCGGAACCCUGUUCUGUGUGAGUCAUCGGUGACUAUGUGAGAAGAGUGCGUGCUGCUGGUAGACAAAAAAAAAAAACAGUUUCUGAAAACUGAUUAAAGAUCAAGACAGGAAGGGCCAGGUUUAGGGAAACAGGAAAACUGGUGCAAGGAAGUGGACUGCGUCAGCAGCCAGCCCACCGCAUUCUGCUCCCAAAGUAUUAUCCAGACUCAGCCGGAGAAUGGAGUCUUUUUUCAAGUCACAGAUGAAACUUCUGCUUUUCACAGCAUGGAUCACAAGUUUGAUGGACGUUUACUGCCUCUCUGACAUUUGUGGCUCCUGCCACAAAGAUGCCACGUGUAAACCCAUGAACGGAUCGCAGAAGGCCUGCUUCUGCAACCGCGGUUUUACGGGGGACGGGACGCGGUUUUGUGACGAUGACAACGAGUGCCAAAACGCCACCAACAUCUGCGGGGACAGGAGCCAGUGUAAUAACACGGUGGGCAGCUUCUACUGCACAUGUGACCCUGGAUACAGAUCGACAGGACUCCUUCACUUCCAGCCAAACGAUGGCACCGAAUGUACCGAUAUCGAUGAAUGCGAGUCAAGAGAGAUCUGUGGACCGAACUCGCACUGCCACAAUAAAAAUGGAUCUUUCUACUGCUCCUGUCAGCGUGAUUAUACCCCAACUUCAGGCACUAAGCACUUUCAUCCAGGAAAAGGUGCAAGUUGUAAAGAAAAUCCACAGAAAUUCUGCCACAACAACAUGGGAUGUAUGACACGGACUGUCAAUAAAACACUUGAAAAUAUGAGCAAUUUCACCGAGCCGCAGAGUCUCCUGAAAGAGAUUGCCAAGCAGACGUCUGGUGAACUUACCUCAGUGGAAGUAAUUGCGUAUGUAGAGGCCUUGAGUCGAUCCGCUUCAACACUGGCUGCUGGAAAGAAGGAUUUCACUGUCAAACCAUCUGCCAUCAACUCGACCCUUUCAAAAUUAGUUCAAGCGGUAAACAACUUAGUGGAGAAGGAUGAGCUGGUGGCUUGGAGCAGAAUGAAAGAGGAGCGUCGAGAGCACACCAUCACCAAGCUGCUGCAUGUUGUGGAAGAAGGUGCUCUGUCUCUGGGGAACAACUGCAGAACCUCAACGGAGAUUGAUGUCAGAGCAGCUGAAAUGGAACUGAAACUCGUCACCUUUGAUGUUCAACAAACAAAAGCCAAACUUUCCGUUUCAAUGGGGGGAGAUCAGAUAAGUCUCACGCCAAAGAAGAAGCCAAUGGACGGCAGAAAUGGAAGUGUGUCGGUGGUGUUUGUGCGAUAUGACAGCAUCAGUGACAUCCUGAAGCCGAGCAGCGACCCAGGUGUCACCGACUACUCGCGCUACGCUGGAACAGGGGAAAUCAAUGUCAACUCCCAAGUCAUAGCAGCGGCUGUCAAACCUGCUGACGUUUACCAACUUGACCAUGUCACCUUCACUCUAAGGCACAAAGAGCCGAUUGACACUACAGCUGAUGUGACAAAGUGUGCCUUCUGGGAGUACGAGGCAGACAGCCUGCAGGGCCGCUGGGCUACACACGGCUGCAAGACUUCCAGCGUGUCCAGCAACGCAACCACCUGCACCUGCAACCACCUCACGCACUUCGCAAUCCUCAUGUCGUCGGGUCGAGCUAAUUUGGUGGCCCACCAUACCAUCCUGACCCGCAUCACCCAGCUGGGGAUGAUCAUCUCUCUCAUCUGUUUGUUCCUGUGCAUCUUCACCUUCUGGUUCUUCAGCGAGAUCCAGAGCACCAGAACCACCAUCCACAAGAACCUGUGCUGCAGCCUCUUUAUGGCGGAGUUCAUCUUCCUGGUGGGAAUCAACAUGAACACUCAUAAGCUUUUCUGCUCCGUGAUUGCAGGCUUGCUGCAUUAUUUCUUCCUGGCAGCCUUUGCCUGGAUGUGCAUUGAAGGAAUCCAUCUGUACCUGAUCGUUGUGGGUGUGAUCUACAACAAAGGCUUUCUCCACCGGAACUUCUACGUCUUUGGCUAUGGAAGUCCAGCAGUGGUGGUGGCCAUCUCAGCAACGCUGGGGUCAAAGUAUUACGGCACGGAUCGAGUGUGUUGGCUGAGCACAGAAAACCACUUUAUCUGGAGCUUCAUCGGACCUGCCUGCCUGAUCAUCCUGGUUAAUCUCUUGGCCUUUGGAGUAAUCAUCUACAAGGUGUACCGGCACACCGCUGUGAAAAAGCCUGAAAUCAGCCACUAUGAAAAUAUCAGGUCAUGUGCCCGCGGCGCCUUCGCUCUGCUGUUUGUGCUGGGCGCCACCUGGACCUUUGGAGUGCUGCAUAUUCUCCAUGAGACCACGCUCACCGCCUAUCUGUUCACAAUCACAAACGCCUUUCAGGGAAUGUUCAUCUUCAUCUUCCUCUGCGUGCUCUCCAGGAAGAUUCAGGAGGAAUACUACAGGCUUUUCAAGAAUGUUCCAUGUUGUUUUGAAUGUCUAAGAUGAGCAUAUUGACCGUCAAUAAUAGCCGCUUUGCAGUAUCCCAACAUUCAAAGUUUAAGUUUCUGAAAAAUGAAUUGUUAGGUAGAGAUAUCUAAUAAAUAUGUCCAUUAUACCGUCUUAAGAUAUCAUUUUCUAUUCAAAACUGUGGAUUAAUACGUUUUGCUUUUUAGUUUCAUGUCUUUAUAAUUACUUUCUUACAAUCAAGCCUCACCAGUGUAUUGACUUUUUUUUCCGAGACGAUUCUUGCACGAGAACAAUGAAAGUUGUGUUUUUUCUCCCAAUUUAAUUUAAUACCUUUGCAGUUAUCAGCCAAACGCCUGAAAUCUUCUUUAAAGCCUCCGUCUUUGUUGUUUCUUUUCAUUUCAAAUUGAUCUGCAAAUUAUUCAAAUGAACGUGGGAGACUUAGACAAAUCUCUUCUUUUAUAUGUUAAAUCAAUGUCUUUGUGCAACACAGACUUCAAUGUGGCUUUUUAAGCAACAUGCAGUAAAGUGUGCAAUCAAUAUGAAUUCAAUGGGAGGUUUGGACGGACAAAUAGCUCCAUCUACUGGACAGGAUGAGGGAUUGAAACUGCAGAAACAAUCAGAAAUUCUGACAGUCUGGUAAAAGCUUUUUGUCUGCAAAGUAAACUAAAGUUCAAAUAAAAGUGUAUAUAUUUUUUGUACAAUGUUUCCUGUCUUUGUAUCUUGUUUGGUUAAUAAAUUACAUGUCUUACUCCUCUGA